This is a messenger RNA of Trichosporon asahii var. asahii CBS 2479, 1404 nucleotides long. RefSeq lists its product as uncharacterized. The record is from RefSeq and is a predicted model, not a curated record. The transcript is spliced from 5 exons. The coding region runs from base 1 to 1404 and encodes 467 amino acids. NCBI's taxonomy places the organism in Eukaryota, Fungi, Basidiomycota, Tremellomycetes, Trichosporonales, Trichosporonaceae.
AUGCCCACCCAAGAACCCGAAGACAAGCCCCUCACGCCAUCUCAGCAGAAAGCGAUCGAGAAGCUGAGGAAGCGCUGGGACUACCAGUCGCUGGACUCCAUCUCGGAAGCCUUCACGGCUGGGUGCAGUCUUGGAAUCAAGGUCGCCGAGUUCGACUCAGCUCACUAUGAGCAGGAAGACAUCAGCUUGAACAAGACGCUCUGGGACUUGUGGCCCACGGAUCCUAACAAACUGGAUGGAUACAUCAAGCAGCACCAGGAGAAGGCUGACCGCCUCUUCAAGUCCCGUCGUGAGACAUGGGCUGACGAUGUGGAGCCCACCUUCGACCUCGAGCAGCUCAGGGUCGCGAUGCCUUCCGCUGAACGCGCACGCAUUGGUUCCAACCUCCGCCUCAUGCACGAGCUGCACGUGCGUCUGCAUACAACCGGUCUGCUGCCAUUCAACGUGCUCUCAGAGGGCGUCAGCCCCCUCACUCUCCUCAUGACGCGCAAGUCGAUGUUCGAUGUGCCCUCACUCUCCGCCGCGGUGGAGGCGGGGAAAAGGUUGAAGGCGCAGGCCGAUGCAAUCAAUGAUGCAAUCCCCUCCCGCGAAGAUGGCGAGGAGAGAACUCCUGCUCAGAGCGAAGCGAAGCACACAGCCUCCAUCGAGGCUCUCGGGACAUACUGCUCCGCGCUCAUGGGUCUGUGGCCCUGGACCGCGAGCGGUCUCAUCAUGACGCCCGAGGUCGCGUUCGAUUCCGGUCUUGCACAGCUUGACUACUCCGGCUCCGAAUCCAGGCCCCGCAGCAAGAAUGUCGAGGGACACUACUUCCGUGUGCUGGCCAGGGCGUGCAACCUCGUGCCUCUGCUUACCCGUUACUGUCCGCUUGACACUUAUUGGGAAUGCCACCGUGCAGAUAUGAUGAUGCUCGCGCUGUUCAUGCCCAAGGAACUCAACUACUCGUACGAAGUCACGGCUGGGCUCGAGGUCGGCCUGCUCAGCAUGAUGUACGGCGGGAACGACAGCUGGGCGCACGCCAGGUGCGACGAGCGUCAUCUGACCUGCACCUUUGAAGGGGCCAUCAAGGCCGGCAUGCGCACACGCAGCCUCUCUGAGUCGAUUCCCGAGAAGCAGGGCGCCAAAAUUGAGCCUAUCUCCGACUCGGACGAUGCGGCCUCCGGCUCGGGAUCGGACAGCAAGAGCGACGACAACAAGGUCGACAAGACGAAGGGAAAGAAGAAGAGCAAGAAGGAGAACAACGGAGACGACGAGAAGGAUAAGGGGAACGAGGAGGAGGAGAUCAAGUACUACAACAAACGUGGCAAGGUCGUUGGGUCUGGUCCCCGCCAGCCUAUGCGUUUUACGGGCGUCGUGCAGCCUCCACACCAGACCAGCAAGCCCUCCACUGCGUUUCCCUGUGAUUAA